AUGUCCUCUGCUCAACUGAGGCGCUCCGCGCGUAUUGCAGCCCGGCGCAAGGCCACGACACUCGAUGCCACCUUGAUCUUGCCAGGAUCCCCCGAGCAUCCACUUCAGGAAUCAGCAGCGCCAACAGCUCAAGAUGUUCUAGAAGCUGAUUCUUCAUCGAGCGACCGGUUUCACGUCGAAGCAGCGUCGGACACUUUAUAUCACCGGAUUCUUUGGAGAAAAGCUUCCAAAAUUGGUCACAUAUGCUUCCUAAUUGCGAUACUUGCGCGGAUUGUCCUAUUCAUGGGUCAGCGGCUCCCACGAGGGUCGUAUCAUGAAAUUUCGCUACUCAAUGAUCUCUUCAACGCCGUCAUCACACAAUCGGUCCUUUCGCAUAUCUUGACCUAUCAUGACCUUCAGCCUCUCCUUGCAGCGCACAAGUCCUUCCAUCUCCCUAUCCAUCACUCGGUAUUGGAAUAUGCUCGUUAUCAUCGACUUUCAUCAUUACUUCCUGUCGGCAGUCCAUGGCUCUUCUUACCCGUUGCAAGACGAUACUUGAUCAACAGCACCGAGCAUAAUUACACGGACACUCAAUUCGAUAGGGUACCAUGGGUAAAUUUUCAUGAAGACUUGGUGGACGUGCUUGGAGCCAUGUCCGACGAUCUGCUCUGGUUCGCGGAGAACGCAUCUGCAUCUGAUCUCUUCACCACCGAAGUUGCCAAUUCCGAGGGGUGGGCUACCAAAAGCAAAAAUACUCACAAGACAACCGAUUUCCAAUAUAGCGAGUCUUCUACUGAUGGUAGCCUGAAGAUGGAGGAGGCAGUUCCAUGGUGCUUUUUCAGCCAGUCUCUACCCUGCGACGACAAGAAUAUACCGUUUGAUUCGCUUCUACAUGACCUGAACAAAACAAUUAAGACAGCAGAAGAAUAUUGGCUAGAAUCAUUACACUACCGAUUGAAUUGGGUGACAUGGAUUAAUGAUAGUUACGGUUUGUUGAGUUCGAUGGUCAGGUACCUCGAUGACAGACUAGACCUUUGGGAAAAAGGGGGGAUCUGGCUAGGAUUGAACAGAAGUGGGAUGCAAAACUCGGACAAGCCUCGAAUUGAAUGUUUGAUGAGACACAAUUCAUCUAGCCAGGCCGACGUCUUCAAAGCAUGCGAUAAAUUCAUCCCCCCAACAGUGGACUUCGCUUCAGCUCAAAUACAAAACUCAACAGCCCAAGACAUGAUACAAAUCAUAAAAUUGUUUGCAGACACCAGUCAAUCCAUCUCACGACCAGAAACUUAUCUUUCAGAAUUCAAAUCACAUUUGGAAGAGGUAAAAAGAGUUACUGGAGGGCUGAUUCGACACGUUGAAGAGGUGCUCUUCUACUUCGACAUCGAGAAGAUGCAACUACGUGAAGCAUGGCACGAGGGUUAUCGAGCCCGCCUUGAGUGCCGUCUGGCUCGGCUGGAUAAAGCGCUCCUCUUUCUGCGAGAGAUCGCUCUAACCAGGCUCGAGGAUCAAAUAGACCGAGCCGUUCUUACUUUGCUUGUUGCCAAGGAUUUCGACGCGCAGCGACAACAUAUUCAAGGGACUAUACAUGACCUUCAAAGUCCAAGCUCGUGGAUAUUACCACCUCAUCUAAUAAGCUUAUGGUGGGGUUAUUUACAUUCGAUUAUGGGUUUGACGCCAUACACAAGCCGGAGGCUGGUUUUCCCGUCCCUAGAGAGGAUGCUGGCCGAUGCCAAGGAGGCAGCGUGGUGGGUUGGAAAACUGAUAGACUAUGACAAAUUUCUCGAAAAAGAGCUCUCCAAUACCUUUGAGGUGGCUAAAUUUAAGGAUGGAAAAUCAUACUCAUUGCUGUAUUCUAGAGUAGGUCUUGUAGACUGUAAGGUACGAAUAGUCAGUCGAUGGCACGCAGCUGACCAAGGUAAAAGGCUGGAUGCAUUUGCGUACGACGGGAAUAACUGCUUCCUCCAUCUUUGCAUCGAUGAGGGGGGCACUGAAAGCUUAAAACGAGUUCACCAUGGAUGGUGGGAUCACAUCACUCGCUGGAUAUUUUAG
Messenger RNA from Clonostachys rhizophaga, 2025 nucleotides. NCBI's taxonomy places the organism in Eukaryota, Fungi, Ascomycota, Sordariomycetes, Hypocreales, Bionectriaceae. The record is from the annotation of a GenBank genome assembly.